Messenger RNA from Thermothelomyces thermophilus ATCC 42464, 860 nucleotides. RefSeq lists its product as uncharacterized. Bases 119 to 628 code for a protein of 169 amino acids. NCBI's taxonomy places the organism in Eukaryota, Fungi, Ascomycota, Sordariomycetes, Sordariales, Chaetomiaceae. The record is from RefSeq and is a predicted model, not a curated record. The transcript has 2 exons.
AACUUUUUUUUCCCGCCAUGAAAGCAGCUGAAGGGCGAACCAGUACGGUCAAUCGUGAGCUUUCAGCGACAACUCACGCCCAAAGGGCAGGGGAGGACUGGAAUCUACAAGUUCUGUCAUGGAUCCUUUGUCCAUCGCAGCCCAUGCAGGGCAACUACGGGUUUGUUGUGACGAGAUUAUCAAUCUCAGCGCCCGAAUUCUCGCCUCCAAAAUCCCGGACUCAGACUCGGUCCUCUCAGGCCUCAACCGGGAGCUGCCCUAUGUUGCCUCCUCGCUGGAGGAAAUCCAGCAGGUUUGGAAGACGCAUGGCCCUACCCUCAUGAUGCACCCGGCUGCCGGGUUUGGCAUGUGGCCUAAUGUCCAGAAGAACCUUGAAAGCGCCAACGUCAGCUUUCAGGCAGUCAAGAGCAAGCUCAUCCCCGUUCUGGAGAGCGUGGGCAAGAGGGGAGGCUUUCUCGGUAUCAACUCGGGAGCAUUCAAGUUUGGUCUGCGGGUCAGAGCCCUGGCCGUGUACCAAGAGCGCAUCAGAGCUCACCACACAGCCUUUCGAAUUGGCACGAACAUGAUGACCAUGUAUGUCCGCCUCGUCUCUCGGCCUAAUGGCGUAAUCAUGCUGCGUUCUCUCUAACGGGGUCGGGCGUCUCAAGAUGCGUCGGCUCCACUGAUCGGCAGUCGUCUCUUGUUGCUCUCAACGGCUAUAUCCAGAGCCUGGCUGCCGCCAAGGGGUCGUUAAGUAAGGAGUCCUUUGUGGGAACGGACGAGGAGAAGGAGAGAAAGCAGCUGGAAAUUACGUUAGAGUACCUUAUCGCAGCUGCGCGGUCAUUCCACUCCUUCAUAGCCUCAUCUCCGGCACCGGCUCA